AUGAGAUCGGACAAUGGAUGUGUGUGGGCGCACACACCUGCACCUCGCAGUGGCCCCGACCGACGACCAAGAGAUGGCUUCGACCUGAUUGGCGCCAUCAAGCCAGGCCGACUCCCUUGCGUGCAUGAUAUCGCAGCCACUGCUAUAAAUAGACGGUUAGACUUUGCCGAAAAGCCUACUUCUGUCCUGCCAUUGGCCCAGGCGGACAUGCAGCUCCCCAAUAGAGUCGACGUCGCCCAAGGCCAAGAGCCCGAGUGCGCUACCAGAGUGGCGGACAAAAUCAACAAGAACCUACGGGAUACUUGCACAUACAUCAAGGGACAGUCGGUCAAGGCCAGUUCGACUACGGUUCUCGAUCCAAUGCGACCAAUGCGACUCUACUAUGUACUUCUUCUGUCACUCUCCAGCCGGUUCGGCGACCCAGCCCAAUCAGGCCAGGCACGGGCCAAAUAA
Molecule: messenger RNA, 453 nt
Organism: Clonostachys rhizophaga
Lineage: Eukaryota; Fungi; Ascomycota; Sordariomycetes; Hypocreales; Bionectriaceae
Source: the annotation of a GenBank genome assembly